Molecule: messenger RNA, 1454 nt
Organism: Bradysia coprophila
Lineage: Eukaryota; Metazoa; Arthropoda; Insecta; Diptera; Sciaridae
Gene: Rpt3
Product: 26S proteasome regulatory subunit Rpt3
Molecular function (GO): ATP binding; ATP hydrolysis activity
Source: RefSeq, a predicted model, not a curated record
AAAGAACGAAAGUCAAACUACACGUAACCUAAAAAUCGAAGAGAAAAACAAAGAUUUCUACAAGUCAUCGGAAUUGUCCACACAAAAAGUCGAGAUAAAAUUAGUCUAAACUCAUUGUAAUAAUGGCAGACACUGAUGUUAUUAUGCCUGAUAGUAAGGAUGAAGCUAUGGAUGCGAAAACAUCGAAAGAUACUUCACACAGUUCAAUCGAUGAUUUGGACACCGAGGAUUUGUACGUAAAAUUGAAGAAAUUGCAAAAAACCUUGGAAUUCCUUGAGGUGCAAGAGGAAUACAUCAAAGACGAGCAGCGCAACUUGAAAAAGGAAUAUCUCCAUGCCCAAGAAGAGGUGAAACGCAUCCAGUCGGUGCCGUUGGUCAUAGGUCAAUUUUUGGAAGCCGUCGAUCAGAAUACAGGCAUCGUCGGUUCGACAACCGGUUCAAAUUACUACGUUCGCAUUCUAUCCACCAUCGAUCGCGAAUUGCUCAAACCGUCAGCAAGUGUAGCCCUGCACAAGCACAGCAAUGCAUUGGUCGAUGUUCUUCCACCGGAGGCGGACAGUUCCAUAUCGAUGUUGCAACCGGAUGAGAAACCAGACGUUUCGUACGCCGAUAUUGGUGGUAUGGAUCUGCAAAAGCAGGAGAUCCGCGAAGCUGUCGAAUUGCCACUCACCCAUUUCGAACUGUACAAGCAAAUUGGUAUCGAUCCGCCCAGAGGGGUAUUGAUGUACGGGCCGCCUGGUUGCGGCAAGACAAUGUUAGCUAAAGCUGUGGCUCAUCACACAACCGCAGCAUUUAUUCGUGUCGUGGGUUCGGAAUUCGUGCAAAAGUAUCUGGGCGAAGGGCCUCGUAUGGUGCGUGACGUGUUCCGUUUGGCGAAAGAAAAUUCACCGGCCAUCAUUUUCAUCGAUGAAAUUGAUGCCAUUGCCACGAAACGUUUCGACGCACAGACUGGUGCCGAUCGUGAGGUUCAGCGUAUCUUACUGGAAUUGUUGAAUCAAAUGGACGGUUUCGAUCAAACGACCAACGUCAAAGUGAUCAUGGCUACGAAUCGUGCGGACACAUUAGAUCCUGCCCUGUUGCGUCCUGGUCGUUUGGACAGAAAAAUCGAGUUUCCUCUUCCCGAUCGUCGCCAGAAACGGUUGGUAUUCUCAACGAUAACUGGCCGAAUGAAUUUGUCGGAGGACGUUGAUCUGGAAGAUUAUGUGGCUCGGCCCGAUAAGAUAUCCGGUGCCGAUAUCAAUGCUAUUUGCCAAGAGGCUGGUAUGCAUGCGGUUCGAGAAAAUCGAUACAUCGUUUUGGCCAAGGACUUUGAGAAGGGCUACAAGAACAACAUUAAGAAGGACGAACAGGAGCACGAAUUUUACAAAUAAAUUGUCGGUGUUGCGUUGGUUUGAAAGAGCCUCUGUGUGUGCGAAUUAACCAGUCGAUUUGAAUAAAUUUAAGUUUCUAAUUAA